Fusarium subglutinans is the source of this 1308-nucleotide messenger RNA. Its product is annotated as CYB2-lactate dehydrogenase cytochrome b2. Lineage: Eukaryota; Fungi; Ascomycota; Sordariomycetes; Hypocreales; Nectriaceae. The record is from RefSeq and is a predicted model, not a curated record. The transcript has a single exon. Gene Ontology annotation, molecular function: oxidoreductase activity. The coding region runs from base 1 to 1308 and encodes 435 amino acids.
AUGACCAAGUUUGCACCUGAACAUCCUGGUGGGGAAGAGAGUAAGCCUACUACCGCAACCUCUGUCACAGCAAAUAGCAACCAUGGAAUCGCUAACUUUCUGGACUCAACAGUCAUCUAUCAACACGCCGGCCGAGAUGCCUCCACGUCGUACAACGAGAUACAUUCCCCGUCCUUAAUCAAGAAAUCUUUACCCACAACCUGCCACGUAGGCGUGUUGGACACGGCGACAAUCGAUGAGGCAUGGAAAGACCAGGAGAAGCAUUCAAACUCCAAUGUUGACGCUACUGUUGAUAUUGUAUCCGAACCCAAGUCCAAGCCAGAUCUAAGUGAAAUCAUCAACCUUGACGACUUCGAGCGAGUAGCGGAAAGGUUCCUCCCUACCAAGCCUUGGGCAGUCAUUCACACUGGCUCCAAUGACAACAUCACACGCGAUGCAAAUAAUACAUUUCUCAAUAGAAUCUGGCUCCGACCGGAGAUAUUGAGAAAAGUUGGGCAGAUAAAUACUCGUCAGCGAUUAUUCGGAUGUGACCUCUCAUUCCCCAUCUACAUCUCGCCCACAGGAGGGUCGAAGCUCGGAGGCGCUGAAGGCGAGAUCACACUGGCGCGGGCAGCAGAAAAAACAGGCAUAGUCCAAUGCUUUGCCACCCCAUCGUCAUAUCCUCAUCUCGAGAUCUUGGAAGCUACGGAGAAGCACGCUUUCUUCCAGCUGUACGUCAACAAAGACCGAUCAAAGUCUGAGGCCGCCAUUCGGGACGCUAUAGCUACCGGCAAGAUCAAGGCUCUCUUUGUGACUGUGGAUGUUCCAGUGAUAUCGAAGCGGGAAGAGGAUGAGCGAGCCUCGUCAAGUCAGGGGCCUGGACAGACGAGAGACAAGAAAGGGGCGGGGUUUGCGCGACUUGCUUCGUCUUUUAUUGACCCGAAUGUUUGUUGGGACGACAUCAAGUGGCUACGUAGCAUUCUUGGAGACAUACCAAUCGUCGUCAAAGGUAUACAACGAGCAUCUGAUGCAAACAUGGCGCUGGCUGCAGGCUGCGACGGCAUCGUCAUCAGUAAUCAUGGCGGACGAGCGGCUGAUGGUGCAGCCCCUGCUAUUCUAACGCUUUUGGAAGUGAACAGGAUCUGCCCAGAAGUGUUCAAAGGUAUGAAAGUCCUCAUUGAUGGAGGAUUUAGACGAGGAUCCGACGUCGUCAAAGCUAUAUGUCUUGGCGCUUCAGCAGUCGGCUUUGGUCGCCCACUUUUGUAUUCUCUCGGCUACGGCCAAGAAGGAGUUGAGCAUGCAAUUAACAGUUUGUCCCCCUUCCCCUGA